GGGAGUUCUCUUGCGUUCAACGCAAUUUCGGGGUCGUUCGUAGCGCUUAUAUCCCUGUCAUAUCUCAUGGCAAUCUUCCUAUAUCUCUUGAGAGGGCGGCAAAGUGCAAUACGAGGUUCUUUCCAUGUGAAAGGCUUGCUUAGGUAUAUCGUCGGGAUCGUAUCAUGCGCCUAUUUAGCCGUUAUGAUUAUCUUUUAUAACUUCCCGUACGCUAUGCCCGUGAAUAUUGACGAGAUGAAUUAUUCUUGCGUCCUGUUCGGAGCUAUGGUUAUCUUCCCAGGGCUAUGGUGGAUCAAGAUUCGCAAAACAUAUCGUGGACCGCCUGUCGAAAUGCUAGCAUAG
Messenger RNA from Exophiala viscosa, 342 nucleotides. RefSeq names its product choline transporter. Lineage: Eukaryota; Fungi; Ascomycota; Eurotiomycetes; Chaetothyriales; Herpotrichiellaceae. The annotation marks the transcript as partial. The transcript has a single exon. The record is from RefSeq and is a predicted model, not a curated record.